Alligator mississippiensis (American alligator) is the source of this 3387-nucleotide messenger RNA. RefSeq names its product zinc finger protein OZF-like. Lineage: Eukaryota; Metazoa; Chordata; Crocodylia; Alligatoridae. Gene Ontology annotation, biological process: regulation of immune system process; regulation of cytokine production; negative regulation of transcription by RNA polymerase II. The record is from RefSeq and is a predicted model, not a curated record. The transcript is spliced from 4 exons. Bases 190 to 1932 code for a protein of 580 amino acids.
GAGGCCCUGCCCGCCUCCCCCCCGCACCGCGCAGAGAUCCGGGCUGGCACGUCCCAAGGAAGGGCCUGUCAACCUGGAGCUGCAGAGACCCUCUGCAGGGAAACGGGGACAGAGCAGCUCCCUGACACCUGGGCCAGGCCAGCUGCAGAAGGGGCGGGGCAGGGCAGGCCUGCAAAGCAGGGGGAGAGCAUGGAGCUCCGGGAGGUGUUUGAGGACGUGGCAGUGUAUUUCACAUGGGAGGAGUGGGAGCUGCUGGAAGAGGAAGACAAGGAGCUUUACCGGGACCAGAUGCUGAAGAACUACCAAGCCCUUGUUUUCCUAGGAUAUCAAGGUCCCACACCUGACUUACUCUGCCGCAUCUGGUCAGGACAGGUGCAGCUCUGGGUGUGUGACGAUGAGGACUGUGGGGAAAUCUCGAGGUCGGAGGACCUGCUGCCAGGACAUGCCUGGUUGCUGAGCAGAAGUGAGGAGCAGGCUCCUGAGGAAGGGCCUGGAAAGCUGGAGCCAGCCUGGGCUUCCCUGGGGAGUAUGGGUGAGGUGGAUUCCCUGAGCCCAGCGAAGGACCAAUGGCACAAGGAUCAGGGGAUGCCCCAGAAGCAGGAGACUGUAGCAAUGAAUGCGGUCCCAUCUCUAGUUGGGCAUUGGAGUGAAGACGGGAAAGAAGCCAGAAAAAUCCCAAGGUGCAGGGAAGAAUAUGUCGUGCUGAGACACCUGAAGAGGCAGAAAGCAAAGGUCCACUGGAGAGAGAGACUAGAUGCAAACCAAGUCAGUAUGGGGGGCCUCAGAGGGAAGCAAGAACUCACUACCAAGCCCAGGGGGAGAGCCCACCCCUGCCCUCAGUGCAGGGAAAGUUUUAGCUGCCCCUCACUCCUGACUCUGCACAAGAUAAGGCACUCUGGGGAGAAGCCUCAUGUAUGUGCCAAGUGUGGGAAGAGUUUCACCUGCCUCUCGACCCUGGCUGCUCACCGCCAGAUCCAUUCUGGACAGCUCCCCCACCGCUUCACCAAAAGGGGGAAGAGCUUUGUGCGCAGCUUGGAGCUGUUCAAAACCCAGGAUGUGCACAGGAAGAAGUGUCAGUACCGCUGUGUCACAUGUGGUAAGACCUUCACCCAUUUCUUCUCUCUGGUUCAGCACUGUCGGAUGCACUUGGGAAGGAAGGCACACUGCUGCACCAAGUGCAGGAAGAACUUCAUCAGCUGGCAAGGCCUGUUGUACCACCAGUGUGUGCAGAGGGGGCAGCAGCCACACUGCUGCACGAAGCGUGGGAAGAGCUUCAGGCAGCUCUCCAGCCUGACCAAGCAGAGUUGCAUGCACACAAGGGAGAAGCUACAUCAUUGCUCUGUGUGUGGGAAGAACUUCAUCUCCUCUUCCAAGCUGGCCCAGCACCAGGUUAGCCACACAGGGGAGAAGCCAUAUCAGUGCUCUGAGUGUGGGAAGAGCUUCACGUACCACUCCCACCUGGCCAAGCACCAACAUGUCCACACAGGGGAGAAGCUAUAUCAGUGCUCUGAGUGUGGGAAGAGUUUCAGCAUCCCCUUCUGCCUGGCCCGGCACCAGCGCAUCCACACAGGAGAGAAGCCACAUCAGUGCUCUGUGUGUGGGAAGAGCUUCACCCAGUCCUCCCACCUGGCCCGGCACCAUCGCAUCCACACAGGGGAGAAGCCAUAUCAGUGCUGUGUGUGUGGGAAGAGCUUCACCCAUUCCUACAGCCUGGCCAAGCACCAGAAUGUCCACACAGGGGUGAAGCCUUAUCAAUGCUCUGAGUGUGGGAAGAGUUUCAGCAUCCUCUCCAGCCUGGCCCAGCACCAGCGCAUCCACACCGGGGAGAAGCCAUAUCUGUGCUCUGUGUGUGGGAAGAGCUUCACUCGGUCCUCCUACCUGGCCCGUCACCAGCGCAUCCACAAAGGGGAGAAGCCACAUCGUUGCUUUUAGUGUAGGAAGAGCUUCACCUACUCCUCCAGCCUGUUUUGAACACCAGUGAGUCUACACAGGGGAGAAGCUACAUGGGUGCUCUGAGUAUUGGAAAGGCUUCACCCAUCUCUCCCAGCCAUCCUGGAAUCAGCACAUCCACACUCAGAAGCAUCCCUAAUUCUGCCAGCAGUGCAGGAAGGGCUUGGAGAUGUCUGCCUGCUCAGCACCCACCAGUGGCCGCAUUCAGACAAGCACCCUCAUGCUGGUGGACUGCAGAAAGAGUUCCCCCAGGCUUUGUCCCUUGUAGGGUACAGUGGGAGUCCAGAGCCCAGAGGCUGGCCCCCAAGGUACGAUUGUCAGCGGGGGGGUGUUAAGAGGAAACACCUCAGACAGAGGUCAGCCCCGAUGUGGGGUGAGGAGGAGAUGAUCUUUGCAUCAACCUUGGAGCCUGUGCAUUCCCCAUCAUUCUCUAAAAGUACUCCCAGGGGAAGAAGUGCCUUCAUGCUAGGGUGCCCUCCCCCAGACAGCUGACUUCAAGUGACACCCGGGGACUUUUCUUGGCUGCCUCCCAGCUUUCUCCUUCCUCCCAGUCCAGGGGUUCUGGUAUAUGAGCCCCUGAGUUGCAGGGAGGAGUGCAUUUAUGGCUGGGGAAGCAUUCCCUACCCUCCUCCCUGACCUCACCUUUCCUCACCACCACAUCUCCCCUCUCCCAGACCUGCCCAUGCCCAGUGGGGUCUGCAAGGAGUUGCUUCUGCCACUCCUGGAGCCUUUUUGGCCUGUUUUGCUUUUCAGCCUCUGCAGAGCUGUGCACCACAGGGUGUGUGCUGCUCCCCUGCCCUCCUCCCCUUCAUUGUAUUCUCUCUCAUGCAUUCCCUGCUACUAAAGCCCCAGAACUGAGCAUACCACCCCUGUGGUUGAUCUCUGUGUCCUCUCUGGAGCUGUGCAAUGGGAACAGACCCAGGCGCGCAAUCCUUUCCAGGGCAGAUCUCUCUGUGACUUCCCAGCCCCUUCCCUUUCUAAAUGAUUCACCACAAUCCAAAGAUUGUUGCUAACCCUUGGGAGCAAGAGGUGGUCUGAUCUACCCACCCUGCUGCUUCCUGACUGGCUGCUCCCACCCCUUUUGCCCUCUUCCCACAGCAGGACGCAGAGCUGGGUGAGCCAGCACCACAGCGUGAGCAAGUCUGGGCGAGCAACUGGCCAGUGGCUCAGCAGGUGCCCCAAGCCAGCACCGUCUGACCUGUUCUUGCCCUCACCCACCACAACCACCCAUCUGCACCAUGGAGGUGACGGGAGGAGUGGGGGGCAGUCUGUGCAUGGUGCCAACUCCAGUGGGGUGUGUCCCCACCCUUGGGAGAGCAGGUUUUCCACAACAGUGACAGCACCCCUGCCAGCAUGCCUGCAACAUGUAAUGCUGGGGCAGGUAUUAGAGUCAGGACCGGUGGUGUGUGCUGGGCCUGGGGUGGGGCAUUGGGCACA